UUUACACGACAUAACACAAACACAACUCAAACUAUUAGUUGCAGUUCAAAACUGGUAAUGUCUUCGACUCUGAGUUCUUCCACCACCAAAACACUUUUAGCUUCACUCCACCUCGAAUACGCCAAAUUCAGACCUUUUUCUAUUCUGGGUUCAUUUCAAUUUUCCACCACUACCUCAAAACCAGAAGACCAAAACGCCACAGUCAAAAACCACUCGCAAUUCUCCGAAUUGGAUAACAGCAUAUAUACAAUUUUAACUAUAGACCGUUGGGAAUCACUGAACCACAUGAAUUACAAGUUGGCUUCUUUGAGGCAAGUUCAUGGAAGGCUAGCUUUGAGAUUUCUCAACUUUUUUAUCAACCAACCUGGUUUGGAACACAAUCAUCUCACUCAUGUACUUUCAAUCACUACUCAUAUUCUUGUUAGAGCUAGAAUGUAUGACUCUGCUAAAUCAUUGUUGAGGCAAUUGUGUAAAUUGGGUGUAGGGUCAAGGUUUGUUUUUGGUGCUUUGAUGGAUACAUACUCUCUUUGCAAUUCAAACCCUUCAGUUUUUGAUCUAUUGAUCAGGGUUUAUUUGAAAGAUGGAAUGAUUGAUAAUGCUUUGGAGACUUUUAAUUUGAUGCGGUUUCGAGGAUUUAAGCCGUCGGUUUAUACUUGUAAUAUGAUGUUAGGUUCAAUGGUGAAGGAUGGGAGAGUUUGUUCAGUUUGGGAAUUUUUCAAGGAAUUGCUUGAUUUGAAGAUUUGUCCUAAUAUAGCUACUUUUAAUAUAUUGAUCAAUGUUUUGUGUGUCGAAGGGAAGCUCGAGAAAGCUGUUUAUUUGCUGAGAAAGAUGGAGAAUAGCGGUUAUGUUCCAACUAUAGUUACUUACAAUACUUUGCUACAUUGGUUUUGCAAGAAUGGGAGAUAUAAAUCAGCCUUUGAGCUGAUUGAUCGUAUGGGGUCUAAGGGUAUUGAAGCAGAUGUAUGUACAUAUAAUAUGCUUAUUGACGAUUUGUGUAGAAAUGAUAGAAGUGCAAAAGCUUACUUACUGUUAAAAAAGAUGAGAAAGAGAAGGAUAUCUCCCAAUGCUAUUACCUAUAACACUCUUAUUAAUGGAUUUGUUAAGGUGGGAAGUCUUGGGGUUGCUACUCGGAUUUUUGAUGAGAUGGCAUAUUUUAAUCUCUCUCCAAAUGUUGCUACUUACAAUGCGUUGAUUGAAGGGCAUUCGAAUGAGGGUAACUUUGAAGAAGCUUUAAGACUCAUGGAUAUGAUGGAAAAAGUGGGAUUACGGCUUAAUGAAGUCAGUUAUGGAGUGCUUUUAAAUGGGUUGUGCAAGCAUGGCAAAUUCGAUUUAGUGAGAAGGUUUUUUGAGAGAAUGAGGACAAAUGGGAUGGGUUUUGGAUGUAUACCAUACACUGAGAUGAUUGAUGGACUAUGCAAAAAGGGGUUGUUCGAUGAAGCUGUACAGAUGUUCCAUGAGAUGUUUGAGGAGGGUGUGGCUCCUGAUAUUAUCACCUUUUCUGUGCUUAUAAAUGGAUUUUACCAGGCUGGGAAUAUAAAAUGUGUAAAAGAAAUUAUAUGUAAAAUGUACAGAGCUGGAUUUAGACCUAACAAAGUUAUUUACUCCACAUUAAUCUACAACUCUUGUAAGAUGGGACUUGUCACGGAAGCGUUGAAAAUCUACAGAAUUAUGAAUUGCAGUGGUCAUGCUGCUGACCAUUUUACUUGUAACACGUUGGUUGCUUCUUUGUGUAGAGAUGGAAAAGUUAGAGAGGCUGAGGAAUUCAUGCGUCACAUGAGUCGGAUUGGUCCUAACCCUAACUCCAUCACAUUUGAUUGUGUUAUAAGUGGCUAUGGAAAUUUGGGUGAUGGGCUGAAAGCGUUUUCUUUGUUCGAUGAGAUGGUUAAAUUAGGUAAUACUCCCAGUUUUUUCACAUACAGCAGCCUACUAAAAGGACUAUGCAAGGGUGGAAAUCUGGUAGAAGCAAAGAAAUUUUUGAACAAGCUGCAUUACAUUCCUUCCGCUGUAGAUAACGUUGUCUACAACACUAUACUUGCUGGGACUUGCAAAUCGGGGAAUAUGUGGGAAUCAGUGGCCCUUUUCGAGGAGAUGGUUCUGUUUGGUGUUCUUCCUGAUAGUUAUACAUAUACCAUCCUUCUCAAUGGGUUAUGUAGAAAGGGAAAAGUUGCUGCUGCCCUUCUAUUUCUGGGGAAGCUGAUGGAUAAAGGAGUUUUUACUCCAAAUCAAGUUACGUACACCUGUUUAGUUGAUGGUCUUUUCAAGGCAGGCCAAUCAAAGGCUGCUUAUUAUUUUUAUAAAGAGAUGGAGCAAAAAAGCCGGUAUCUUGAUGUUAUUGCUUUUAAUGCUGCUCUAGAUGGAACCUCGAGGAGGGGAAAAUUGAUGAAGGUAAAUAAUCUGUUUUCCAUGAUGAGAAGCAAAAGCUUAUGCCCCAGUUUGCCUACGUAUAAUAUUUUGUUGCAUGGAUAUGCUAAGCAAAAAGACAUACGGACUUGCUCUAGUCUUUUUAAACUCAUGAUCAGUAGUGGUCUUUUGCCUGAUAGAUUAACAUCCCAUAGCCUUAUUCUUGGACUUUGCAAGACAGGCAUGUUGGAUGUUGGUAUUAAAAUCUUGAAGAAGAUGAUAUCUGAAGGUGUUGAAGUUGAUCGAUUUACAUUUAACAUGCUUAUCAGCAAGUGUUGUGAAAGAGGUGAUACUGGAAAGACCUUUGAUCUGGUUAAUGCUAUGAACUUUUUGGGGAUAUUUCCUGAUGCAGAGACCCUCAAUGCACUCGUUAUUGGGCUCAACAGAAAUCUUGCGCUCCAAGAAUCCCAUAUUGUUUUACAUGAAAUGGCUCACAAGGGUUACCUUCCCAAGGGAAAACAAUAUAUUACAUUGAUCAAUGCUAUGUGUAGAGCUAGGAAUUUGCAAGCAGCAUUGGAAUUGAAGGAUGAAAUGACAUCACUUGGUAUCACUUCUCCUGAUGUUGCUGAGAGUGCUAUUGUACGAGGACUUGCCCUAAGUGGGAAAGUUGAAGAAGCGAUAUUGGUUCUUGAUAGAAUGAUCCGGAAGCAACUUGUUCCAACCGUAGCUACAUUUACCACCCUUAUGCACAUGUUAUGCAAAGAGAGUAACAUUGCCGAGGCUCUAAAGUUACGGAAUAAAAUGCAACUGUGUGGUCUGAAACUUGAUGUUGUUGCUUACAAUGUCAUCAUUUCGGGCGUUUGUGCUAAUGGGGACUUAGCUGCUGCUUUUGAACUAUAUCAAGAGAUGAAACAAAAUGGUCUGUGGCCCAAUGCCACGACUUAUACUGUUCUAGUCGAUGCUCUUCUCAUCGAGGGUAGUAACCCUUCUACCGGUGAUGUGCUUUUAGAGGACUUAAAGGGUAGGGGAAUCAUAUCUUGUGAUUGGGAUGGAAGUACGGAACAGUUUCAGAAGGCAUUGAUAAUUGCCAAGAAAAGGUUUAAGUACUUGAAGCAGAAUAAGAGGAAAUGGCAUUGAAGACAAUCAGGAAUGUGAAACGAUGUUGUUGGUUGCUGAAAAUAUAGACCAGUUUUCUACAGAUCUUAUUGAUGAGCUUCAAACUUUUACUUCCCAACCAGUCGUGACAUUCUGAUUUUGUUCGUGUCAAGUCGUCUAUCUUUUGGUCAUUUAUGGACUAUUUUUCUAUCACAUUCAACUUAUACCUUAUAAGCUUUCUUGGGCAGGAUUCUUUUUCCUUUUAGGGAUCAUGAAGCCAGAAAGCAUAGGUAGACACUGAUUCACUUUUGUGUCAAAAUAGGACUGUGAACCAACGGAGAUACAUCAUAAGAAGACUGUGUUUGUCUCUUGCCAUUGAUAGCGUUGGAAAUAAAUAUGGAAGACACAAUCAUGCCGUUGCUGUAUGUGCAGGGACGAUGAAUUUCUGGUGAAUGCCCCACUAAUCGAUGUGGUGUUGAUUCUUUUCUUCAACAACAUAAUGCAAUGUUAUGGUUUUCAUGAGAACAAGGAUUCCUUGUAAUAAAGAUAGCGGGGGCAAGAGCCUGUUUGAUGAGUGAUGAAGCCUGCUCGUUUAGCAAGCUUAAUGAAUUGUGCUUGAUAAUGGAGGCAAAGUGUAUAUAGUGCAUGUAAAUUUGAUUGGUAGGUUAGAUUCUAUAGAUUUCCCAUGUUACAAAAUGUUGUAUGCUGUUCUUGGAAUAUAUGGUCACUGUAAAUAUUCUUAUUUGUAACAUGUUCUUUUGCUUUUCUGAUUUUAUUUGUUUUUCA
Molecule: messenger RNA, 4221 nt
Organism: Gossypium raimondii (Peruvian cotton)
Lineage: Eukaryota; Viridiplantae; Streptophyta; Magnoliopsida; Malvales; Malvaceae
Product: pentatricopeptide repeat-containing protein At5g55840
Exons: 3
Coding region: 58-3477 (1139 amino acids)
Molecular function (GO): protein binding
Source: RefSeq, a predicted model, not a curated record